AUGCAAAAGUUACAACUAUCGCUAGCUAUUAUAAAGCCUCAUGCCGUAAAGAAUCCCGUCGCUCUUUCAUACAUUAGAAACGUAAUUAAAAACACAUUCGUUGUCGUAAAAACUAAAAGAAUUCUAUUAGAUAAAGAGACAGCUGGAAAAUUUUACAAAGAACAUGUUGAAAAAUUCUUUUAUAACCGCCUAGUUACAUUUAUGGCUAGUGGCAGUAUAGAUUUACACAUAAUUGGCCAUACAAAUGCAAUAGAUUUGUGGAGACGAAUGCUUGGACCUACCAAAGUAUACCAUGCCCAAUUUAAAGAACCUUAUUGUUUGAGAGGUAUGUUUGGUAUAUCUGAUACAAGAAAUGUGGCUCAUGGAUCAGAUUCCGAAGUGUCAGCUGAAAGAGAAAUUAAGUUCUUUUUUCCAGAUUUUUCCUUUCACAACUGGCAUGAACAUGAAGAAAUAACUUAUAGAAAAGGGCCUAUUAUAUUUAAUCAUCAUUUAUUCCAACACGUUAGAAGGCUU
Molecule: messenger RNA, 513 nt
Organism: Brenthis ino (lesser marbled fritillary)
Lineage: Eukaryota; Metazoa; Arthropoda; Insecta; Lepidoptera; Nymphalidae
Source: the annotation of a GenBank genome assembly